Molecule: messenger RNA, 960 nt
Organism: Chenopodium quinoa (quinoa)
Lineage: Eukaryota; Viridiplantae; Streptophyta; Magnoliopsida; Caryophyllales; Amaranthaceae
Product: F-box protein SKP2A-like
Exons: 1
Coding region: 1-960 (319 amino acids)
Biological process (GO): SCF-dependent proteasomal ubiquitin-dependent protein catabolic process
Cellular component (GO): SCF ubiquitin ligase complex
Source: RefSeq, a predicted model, not a curated record
AUGGAAGAGGAAGCAAGCAAAGAAUUGCCUGACGAAUGCUGGGAGAUAAUCUUUAAUCGUCUCAAACAUGAAAGUGACCAAGAAUCAAUCACUUUAGUCUGCAAGAGAUUUCUUUCAAUCUCCGAUUUCUUACGAGUUAGCUUAAAGUUAUCAGGUUAUACACCAAUCACAGUCCUCUGUAGGCUACUGAAAAGAUUCUCGAACCUUAAGAAGUUACAGGUCUGUAACUUCAGAGGAGACAUGAAUGAAGCUAUUCUUGCUAUAGCACGGUCUGGGUUGGACUUGGAAGAGUUGGUUGCUUUGUCAGAUUGUCGAAGUCAUCCGGAAGUUUGGUUAGAGGAGCUGAGUUCAAGCAUGAAGAGUCUGAAAGUACUCAAGUUUACUGGUGGAGAAGGAGAUGCUGAUUUUGUCAGAGUAGCAGACGCGUUCCCACAGCUUGAGGAACUAUAUAUCAAGGAUGAAGCACCGUAUAUCAUUUCUGUGACUGAUAAAGGGAUGGAUUAUAUGUCAUCCAAGCUCAAGAGAUUACGCAAGAUAGACCUUUCAAAUAAAUCACGGGUUUCAGAUAAGUCCCUUAUUUCUCUGUCAAAAAACUGUCCAUUACUCGAGCAAAUUGAAAUUCAUGACUGUAAUUCUGUGACACAAGAAGGAAUUUCAUUCCUUUUUAACAACAGCCAUCACUUGAACUUAUUAUACAUAUGUAAAUAUCUUAAGAUUGAUUCAUUUGGAGUCGAAGGCUCUACUAAUAUCCUAACCAACUUACAAUCUCUAAGGCUUCAAUAUGUAGACAUACCGGAUGAGUUUCUCUUUUCUAUAAUAGAAGCACGGAUUCAUCUUACUGACUUGGCUCUAACAGACUGCAAAAGCUACACCUUUGACCGGUAUCUCAAGGCUCCUACAUCACUCUUCUCAAUCUCUGAAGUCUUUAGAGUUGGGGAGAGUAGAGUUCCUCACAAAUGA